Dryobates pubescens (Downy woodpecker) is the source of this 1020-nucleotide messenger RNA. Its product is annotated as guanylyl cyclase-activating protein 1-like. The record is from RefSeq and is a predicted model, not a curated record. Lineage: Eukaryota; Metazoa; Chordata; Aves; Piciformes; Picidae. Gene Ontology annotation, molecular function: calcium sensitive guanylate cyclase activator activity; calcium ion binding. The transcript is spliced from 4 exons. The coding region runs from base 98 to 664 and encodes 188 amino acids.
UCCCUCACUUGAACUGCCACCCGGGUCAAACGUGGACAGGAGCAGUGCCGUGAGAGCAGCAGGAGGGAGAGGAUCGCUCCACCGGCUCCACGUACGCAUGGGGAACAACGGCAGCUCCACGGUGGAUGAUCUGCAGGCCGUGGAGAUCCACCACUGGUACAAAAAGUUCAUGAAGGAGUGUCCUUCUGGCCAGCUGACAGAGCAUGAAUUUAAACAGUUCUUUGGUCUCCGAGGGCUGGAUCCAGAAGCCAAUGAGUACAUCGAGCAGAUGUUCCGCACCUUCGAUAUGAACAAGGAUGGAUAUAUUGACUUCAUGGAAUAUGUGGCUGCCCUCAGCCUGGUUCUCCGUGGGAAGAUGGAGCAGAAGCUGCGGUGGUACUUCAAGCUCUAUGAUGUAGAUGGCAACGGCUGCAUCGAUCGACACGAGCUGCUCAAUAUCAUUAAGGCUAUCCGAGCCAUUAAUGGUGGUGACCAUGAAACUAGUGCAGAAGAGUUCACCAACAGAGUCUUCAACAAAAUUGAUGUCAAUGGAGAUGGUGAACUUUCCCUGGAGGAAUUUGUGGAGGGAGCAAGGGAAGAUGAGGAGUUCAUGGAAGUGAUGAUGAAAAGUUUGGACCUGCAGCACAUCGUGACCAUGAUCAACAACCGUCGGCACAGCGUGUAAAUGGAGCUGGGAGAGAAGGUGCUGUGCCAACAGACAGACAGACAGAAGGGUGCCCAGACAGCAGGAAGCAGAGACAAGCACUUUUGAAACCAAACAAUAUUUCCAUUAACAUGAACAUGGAAGUAGGGACAGCAAGACACAGCUGUAUUUGUGUUUCUGAGAACCAACUUUCAAGCUCAGCCACAUACUUGAAAGGCAGCUUCUGACAAACUGGAUCUGAGUUGGCAGCGUUUGACUUGACUGCCUACACUUUAGAGGGUCAACUUUCAGGGCACAAAUCUUCCUCUCCUUACUCUUUGUCACUUUGCAAUGGACUAAAAGCAAUGUGAUGAGCACUGGCAGAACUGGGUGAUGGG